This is a messenger RNA of Puccinia triticina, 2139 nucleotides long. RefSeq lists its product as uncharacterized. The record is from RefSeq and is a predicted model, not a curated record. Lineage: Eukaryota; Fungi; Basidiomycota; Pucciniomycetes; Pucciniales; Pucciniaceae. Bases 1 to 2139 code for a protein of 712 amino acids. Gene Ontology annotation, biological process: vesicle-mediated transport. Gene Ontology annotation, molecular function: small GTPase binding; guanyl-nucleotide exchange factor activity. Gene Ontology annotation, cellular component: endocytic vesicle; cytosol. The transcript is spliced from 7 exons.
AUGGAAACCACUCGGCUGAAUAACAAUCCACCAGCGCGGGGUAGUACCGCUCAGAGAUUGGCCUCUCUCUUCCCUUCUCGAUCCGAACCGGAGCCUCAGACCAUCGCCGUUUAUCGCCAAGUCGACUCGGUCGCACUCGACCAAUCCACCACUGGGGCAAUCUCCAAUCGGAUCAAGGAUGGGCUUGGAAGCUUGGAGGACAACAUGCUUAACGUCAUCCAGAAGUACAUCUCCCGUCUCUCGAUCUCAGACUCUAAGCCGGAUCCCUCUGCGAGCCCUUCUUCUGAUCCAUUCUCGUCCGCUCACCCUUCCAAUCAGGAGAUCGGCGAGGUCAUCCAAGAAAUGUAUGAAGAAAUCGAUCAUGAACUCGAGAAAGAGUACCAGGAGGAGCUCGAGGCGAUCGAGCACGAGGGUGAAACGAGGAUGAUUAUUGAUCACACCUUGGAGCUCAUAGAGCAUGUCGUUUGCGUUGAGUUAUACGAUCGGAUCUUUGAAGAAUCUCUCGAAGAUCAAGAAUUUAGCGAGAAGAUUGCACAGUUGAAUCUCCUUGACAUGACCCUCGAUCACUUGGGCUUAGAUUUGGAAAGGAGAGUGAUGGACGAUCCCGAUGGUAUCAUUGCCAUUCGUGCUGGACUAGACGAAAUCAUCAAAAAUGCUUCUGCCGAACUAUCUCGACUUCAGCAAAAUGAAUGCCGUUCCCCUCGUGAUAAAGUUGGGGUUUUUGUGACCGUCCACAAGCUGAUUGUUGAUGGCUUGAGCUUACUGCCUCCAAUCCCGAUGAAAAAAGAAGGAAUCCCAGCUGGUAUCGCCACAGGACAACUAUCUCAAGAUCCAGGCAACUCGAAUGAAGUUGAAAUGUCGGAUAUAGUUGAUCGUGCCGGAAUUCCGACAAAUACUACAACAAUGGACAGAACGCUUCCAAUGUCUUCGCCUCUUCGUCCGUUGCCGAAAGAUCAGCCUUCUGCAAGCGACCUCUUGGAUGCCAUGCAUACCAGCCUGAUCGAUCCGCCUGCGCCCCCUCCUGCACACUCUGAAGAUGUCCAGCCGCGGCUGCCCGAUCCCGCUGAAGUCACCAAACCACGACCUAACUCUUCGAGUGCUGACCUGAUCCUGCCAAUAUUGAUCUAUCUCAUCAUCAAGGCAAAUCCAAGUAAACUAAUAUCUAAUUUGAAUUACGCCAAUCGGUUUCGAUACCAGCGAUUAGUCAAAGGGGAGACAGACUACUGCUUGGUCAACUUUAGCGUCAGCUGUGAAUUCAUCAAGAACUUCGUUGGACUCGAUGGCUAUGAAACUUUCCAAACUACAUUGAUCCAAGCGUCACGCCAAGAUCAGAGUGGCGAAAACUUGAGCUCCACUCCAAGGGGUUCCAUUCGAGCUGGUUAUGGAACUUUUCCUUCGUCUAUGAAGCGCGGUAGAGAAAAAACUGGAAACAGCGAGGUUGAGGAUGCUUUGAUUGCAGCAAGUCGAGCCGUAGGUGGUGUUUUGAUGGGAGGAUAUCAGAGAGUGAUCUCGAGUACACUUUUGGAUGCGCCUGCUGCCAAGCUAGGGCUGGCUGGUGGCUCACGAUCGGCACCACGGACGUUAGAGGAUGUCAAGAAGUUGAUCGGCUCAGGCUCCGGGGGAAAACGUGAGGGGAAUAUCAGCAAUUGGGGGAACCGAGUAGGACUCCUCCGCCGCAAUCAACCCAACGAACGACAAGAUCAAUCUCCCUCAAAUGCUCUGCCAACAAGCGAUACUCUUGUUAAUGGGUCGAAUGCCGUAAAACGCUUGAGCUCGCUAUUUCAAAACAAUCCAGGACCCUCAGGCGCUCUUGGUAAUCCUACCCAGUCAUCUCACCCAUCUCAGACCGAAGAAGACCGGGUAACCAUCAGCCAACGACUAUCUAGCUUGCCUGGGCUUGGAAGAUUGGGGCAUCAGGCUUCGCGGUCUAGAGAGUUCCUCAACUUUCGAGGAACCCAGAGUGAUGAAAGCACCGGAGCCGGGACCGACAAUAUCUUGAGGGGAACGACCGACAGAGCGCACCAAAAGGGCCCGAUCGAACGACUGGAACGAUGUGAAACUAGUGAACACUUACUGAUGGCUGACAUUCCCGGAAUAGAAGCAACUAUAGAGUCAAGUAAAAUUGAAGAGGUACAAUAA